Verticillium dahliae VdLs.17 is the source of this 1146-nucleotide messenger RNA. RefSeq lists its product as uncharacterized. Gene Ontology annotation, biological process: proteasome-mediated ubiquitin-dependent protein catabolic process. NCBI's taxonomy places the organism in Eukaryota, Fungi, Ascomycota, Sordariomycetes, Glomerellales, Plectosphaerellaceae. The transcript has 3 exons. Gene Ontology annotation, cellular component: nucleus. Gene Ontology annotation, molecular function: ubiquitin binding. The coding region runs from base 1 to 1146 and encodes 381 amino acids. The record is from RefSeq and is a predicted model, not a curated record.
AUGGACGACGACAUUUCGAGCUUCGCCGCCAUCACCAACGCCGACCCCGAGGUCGCGCGCGGCUUCCUCGAAAUGUCUGGCGGCAACCUCGAGGCCGCCAUCCAGCUCUUCUUUGAGAACCCCGACAUUCAGAGGAGCUUUGGCGUCGCCGGGACCGCCUCCUCGGCCGCCGCUCCUGCCGUGCCCUCGAGCACCCGUCCCACCGGCUCUGGCCGCCAGGAUCAGCCCAUCCAGAUUGACAGCGACGAUGACCACGAUGACACGAACAUGCUCGACGACGACGACGACUACGACAUACAUGGUGGAGGUGGUGGAGGUGGCGGCAGCAGCAGCAGCGGGCACGCCCAGGCGGUCGCCGUGGCGCGCAGUGCGCAGGAGGAGGAGGAUGCCGCCAUGGCCAAGAGGCUGCAGGAGGAGCUCUACGGCAGCGGCAGCGGCGCCGGCGCUUCUGGUGGGGGCGCGGCGCUCGACGAUGUGCGUUCGCCGAUCCGGGCCACCACGGAGACGCUUGUGGCGCCGUCGUUUGGAGGCGGCAUGACGGAUGCCGAGGAGGCCGACAUGGCGGCGCUGCUGCAGCAGGAACGACAGCGCGCGGCGGCGAGGGCUCGAGGCGGCGCCAGGAAUCCCUUUAACCACGACGCGAGCAUCUGGGACGGCGACGGCCCGCACCGAUCGGCGGGCUACGGCGGCGGCACGACGAGCGCCAGCGACGCGCGCGCGCAGCGGCUGGCGGACCUCUUCCGACCGCCGUACGACCUCAUGUCGACGGCCGAGUGGGACGACGCGCGCGAGCAGGGCAAGGAGGACAAGAAGUGGCUGCUCGUGAACCUCCAGGACAACAGCAUCUUCCAGUGCCAGACGCUCAACCGCGACGUGUGGAAGGACGCGGCCGUGCAGCGGCUCGUGCGGGAGAGCUUCAUCUUCCUCCAGUACGCCAAGAACUCGUUUGACGCGCAGCAGGUCGACGACGCGGUGCGGCGCAUCUACGAGUGGCUCAAGGCCGAGCCGCUCGAGGGCAAGGCGGGCGUCGCGUUUGAGCUCAAGCAGAUGCCGCAGGGCCAGGACCUGCUGCAGCGUGCCGACGAGACGAUCCUCGAGGCCGGGCUGAAGCAGGGCACGGUCAUGGUGGAGUUUCUGGAGGAGUAG